This is a messenger RNA of Racocetra persica, 1037 nucleotides long. NCBI's taxonomy places the organism in Eukaryota, Fungi, Glomeromycota, Glomeromycetes, Diversisporales, Gigasporaceae. The record is from the annotation of a GenBank genome assembly.
AUGCAAAAAUUAAGAACACGAAAACCAAAGAAAAGGGUUAAUAAAAUUUCUACCGUUCCAAAAUACAAUAAAGAUAAUAAAUUAAAAACUGGUAACAAAAGAAUCCGAUGGUCAAGCAGAAUCCAGCAAGUCUCAAAUGACUCUGUAAAUCCGCCAUUUCUCCCGGAUGAUGUCAUCAAUAUUAUUUUUGAAUAUUUACCAUUCAGUUCUAGAUUUAACUGUUUGGUCAAUAGGAGUUGGUGUCGCCUUAUGAUCCCUAUUCUUUGGAGAUCACCUUUUAAAUGGAUUUCCAAACGUGGUUUGAAUGAUAGCAAAACCAGAUAUAUUUAUCUAAUUAGAACUUACCUGUCAUGUCUAGAUCCUGUCACUAAAGCCAAUUUGCGACAAGCUGGUAUCAAAUUACCAAGAAAUCCUAAACAACCUUUGUUUAGAUAUUACCAAUACCUAAAGAAGUUUAAUUUUAGAGAUAUUCAAACAUGUAUUAAAAUAUGGUAUGAUAACACACAAAUUAUUGAUCCAGAUUUGAAAGAUUACUGGUCACGAUUUAGAAAUAAAGAUAUGAGGUCAACAGAAAUUUUUUAUAUUGGUAAUAAGAUAAUGUAUUUGAUGACGGAAAUCACACGACUCUUAUUCAAUUCUACAUGCUUGAAAGAAUUUGCUUUUGGAGGAAAUCCUAAAUUCAAACUGUCUUUCGAAAGCUUUCCGGAAUAUAGACUUGUUGCAGAGAACGUGACUUCUUUAUCAUUGGACCCGAUUUUCACAGAAUUCUAUGAUAACUGGGAAGCACUUUUGAAUCCUUUCACCAAUAUUAAAAAGUUACAUGUACCAUUUUAUCAUCUCGAAAAAACCAGAUUUCGUGAUGACAUGAAUAUUUUUGUACGACAUUUGUCACCGCGUGCUUUAAUGGCUCUGACUUGGCUUGGACUCUCAAAUUUUCGCCUAUGCUUGGAAUCUUUAGCAGUUCUAUCCAAUUGUCCAAAUUUAGAAACAUUGGUAUUUUGGAAUUGUACAAAAAAGACCAAUGUACAAAAUCAAAU